Messenger RNA from Drepanopeziza brunnea f. sp. 'multigermtubi' MB_m1, 2430 nucleotides. NCBI's taxonomy places the organism in Eukaryota, Fungi, Ascomycota, Leotiomycetes, Helotiales, Drepanopezizaceae. The record is from RefSeq and is a predicted model, not a curated record.
AUGCCUCACGGGGGCUACGACGAUGGUGAGCUCGAGAUUUCUCUCGCUCCCUCUGCGAACCGGCGCGCCCAGAACAAACCCCCCGAUGCCAGCUCACGCCGCCCAAAUGGCAACGACCACUGCUCCGCUGAGCCAGCGCCUCAGAAGCAGAAGGCCGAACAGCGUAUCGGUGCCUACCAGAUUAUCAAGACCCUGGGAGAAGGCUCCUUUGGCAAGGUCAAGCUGGCGGUCCACCGCAUCACGAACCAGCAGGUCGCGCUGAAGAUCAUAGCGAGGAAGAAGCUCAUCAGUCGGGAUAUGGCUGGCCGCGUGGAGCGGGAGAUUGAGUAUCUGCAACUGCUCAGACACCCCCAUAUCAUCAAGCUGUAUACCGUCAUCAAGACGCCACUCGAAAUCAUUAUGGUGCUCGAAUAUGCCGGCAGCGAGCUCUUCGACUACAUCGUCCAGAAUGGCAAGAUGAAGGAGGAUGAGGCGAGGAGAUUCUUCCAGCAGAUCAUCUGCGCCGUCGAAUACUGCCACAGACACAAGAUCGUGCAUCGAGAUCUCAAGCCCGAGAACCUGCUCCUAGACGAGAACUUGAAUGUCAAGAUUGCGGAUUUUGGGCUGAGCAAUAUCAUGACGGACGGCAAUUUCCUGAAAACCAGUUGCGGUAGCCCGAACUAUGCGGCUCCGGAAGUCAUCAACGGCAAAUUAUACGCUGGUCCUGAAGUCGAUGUGUGGAGUUGCGGCGUCAUUCUAUAUGUCUUGCUGGUUGGAAGAUUACCCUUCGACGACGAACACAUCCCUUCUCUCUUUGCAAAAAUCGCCAAGGGACAUUACGUGGUUCCAAAUUAUAUGAGCUCGGGAGCUUCGUCACUGAUCAAGAAGAUGUUGGCUGUGAACCCGGUUCAUCGAGCUACGAUUGAAGAUAUUCGACAGGAUCCGUGGUUUGUCAAGAACCUACCGGCGUACUUGCAACCUCCUGUCGAAGAGUUCUUGGAUACCGGUGUGGAUCCCAGCAAGGCUAUCACUCCGAGGCUGAUAGCUCCGCACGCUAGUCCAGCUGUCCAGGAAAAGCUCCAUGACCAGGUCACCGAGAAGAUCAGUAAGACGAUGGGUUACGGUAUCAAGGACGUUCAGGAAGCUCUGGCUGCUGAGGAACCAUCUGCUAUCAAGGAUGCGUAUUUGAUCGUCAGAGAGAAUAAGUUGAUGCAAGCUAAUCGUGAGUCCCUGUUGUCUCCUGGGGGUUCUUGUCCAGGUGAAUUUACACUAAGAAACCAACGUCUUCUAGCAAAUCUAUCGGAUGACAAGGGUCAACUGCUGUUUCAAGUACCCUCCCCACCAGCUUGGAAUGACGGGAUCAAGCUGGGAAAUAUUAUCUCUGCACCGUCUUCGCCAAUCGUCAAGGAGCCGCAUGGCAGUCCCGUAGCUCAUGGCAGUCCAACGAUACUUCCUGUACGUCCAAGUCCACUUGUAGAUACAGUGUCGCCUUUGUCCUCUAGUUCCAUCACAACAGAAAGAAGUACUCGCCCUUAUGUUAGCAAGAUCGGCAUCCUGCCCAGCAGUCUACCAGCGUACCACCGAGAUUUCAUGGAAGCCAAGCACACCGGCAGAAAUAUUGGCAGUACGCUCUCGACGGCACAUUCAGAAAUCGACGAACCACAACCACAGACCGAUGCCGAGAAGGCAGAAACUGCUCGUCGCCUCAAUCCGCAUUCUCGCAGUCAGCUCAAGCUAGAGGAAGCUAGCAAGAGACCUGCAGGUAUGACUCCAGUUCCCCAAAAGAAAGCAAAGCCUACCAAGUGGCAAUUUGGUAUUCGAUCACGGAAUCAACCGCUUGAGGCAAUUGGGUGUAUCUAUAGAGCUCUCCAAAAGCUUGGUGCCGAGUGGACUGUAGAUGAAGAUUGGGAGCCUUUCCGAAGAGACCCUGUAGGAGAUGACAGCUUCGUAUCUAACGGAAGCGGAGCUUCGUUACAUCACGCCGAGUCUAUUGGCCCGAACGAUCGCUCAUCAUCGAACAUACGUUUCGGUAACGUAGAUCCAAAAGCCAGCUACAAACUCCCCGCGGACCCCUGGGUUAUCCGCGUCCGGUGGAAGAAGGAGGGCAUGUAUCCUCCUGGAUCCAUGUAUCCUGGAUCCACCCACUCAUCCUCGAUAGACCUACGACGCCAAUCCAUCGCCUCUCUGGGCAGCGCUACUGGUUCCUCCCCUUCCCAAGACGUUUCAUCACCUCCAAGAUCCGCCUCCAAAAUGGAUCCAGUUGAUAGCGUGGUCAUGCACCUUGACAUCCAACUCUACGAAAUGGAGCUUGGAGUUUACUUGGUGGACUUCAAAUGUGCCGGAUACGAAACUGCUGAGGGCACGAUGUUCGAGGAGAAGGACAUUACCUCACCAUUCCCUUUCUUGGAUCUGGCAUCCAAGUUGAUCAUACAACUCGCAGAAGCUGACUGA